Messenger RNA from Xiphias gladius (swordfish), 1966 nucleotides. It is a transcript of the gene faap24, whose product is annotated as FA core complex associated protein 24. NCBI's taxonomy places the organism in Eukaryota, Metazoa, Chordata, Actinopteri, Istiophoriformes, Xiphiidae. Gene Ontology annotation, molecular function: chromatin binding. The coding region runs from base 1094 to 1747 and encodes 217 amino acids. Gene Ontology annotation, cellular component: Fanconi anaemia nuclear complex. Gene Ontology annotation, biological process: interstrand cross-link repair. The transcript has 5 exons. The record is from RefSeq and is a predicted model, not a curated record.
UUCCCAGCAUCAGGGCUCCACGACGCCCGAGUCGCUGGUUGGCAACGCUUCGUCUGCUCCCAUCAGCCUCGUCAGCGGCGUCUACACAGCAUCCGUCCCGGAUAAGGACCACAUCAGGGAGUCUGGGAUUUUAAACCUCCCGCAGCCGGGUGACGAGGUGGUGGCAGACAAGAGCGUGGAGAUCAGAGACCUCUGGCACACACGACACUGGCCACUUGAAGAUCCACGUGGAGAGGGCUGUGGACGGUCAACCAGCUGUGGACGGUCUGCGCUCUGCUGGCGAACCUUCGAGGGCCGCUGGCUUAAUGCUGUGUGCAGCUACACACACCUCAGCUCAGCUCAGCUCAGCUCAGACCUACCGGUAUCAGCGUGUCUCAGCCGACAAAUAGCAAGAAAUGUCAGCACAGAAAUGCCAGAAAUGUACAGUUUCCUCACCCCUCUGCUCUCUGACCGGGAAGCGCUGACGACUGUUGCUCUUUGUACAAAUGUUUGUGUUUAUGUGGCGUGUUAAUAUCCGCGGAUCAACCCAGCUGCCAGUUUAUUGGGUCGGCCUAACUGAAAUUUACAGUCUGAUCCAGCAGUCCUGCACUAAAUCCUCCUUCAGGAAGGUUCUAACGUUCGGUUCUGGUGAAUCUGUUCUUGGGAGGUGGAGAUUCAAUUUCAGAGCUGCAACGAUUAGUCAAUUAAUCGAUCAGUUGAUCGGCAGCUAUUGUGAUAAUCGUUUCAUGAUUUUGUGAAAAAUUCUGUACAUCCUCAGGUUCCAGCUUCUCCAGUGUGAGGAUCUGCUGCUUUUCUCUGAUUCCUGUCAUAGUAAACUGAACAUCUUCGGGUUCCGGACCACUGUUCGGACGAAACGAGACAUUUAAGGACGUCGCCUUGGAUUGGGUUGAAUAUGCAAACGUGCACAGACUAAAUCCAAGUGUUCUGAGGCUGGUUCAGUGUUAGACGAGUGCAUUUUUCCUCCUGUCCUCCCGGGGGCGACGUGGAGCCCCCUGUCCCUCACCGGACUCAACCCAAGUCGAGGAAGAGACGUGACCGUUUGGGAGGCAAAACAAACUUCUCCUGAAACAGAACCAGAGUUAGCUACCGCAGCAUGGAGACCAAAGCCCCUGUUUUACUGAAUGCGGUUCCUCCUUACGGACAUGUCAUUGCCAGCGAGAGAUGGAGAAACUCGUCCCUCAUCCAAAGCUUGAAGGGUGGAGGGGUGAAAACCCUCUUUGAGAAUGAGCUCGGUGUGGUAGAUUUCCACCUUCCCAACAAAAGCUGCAUCCUGUAUGUGUCUGAGUGCGACAUCGUAGCAGGGAACGGCCACAAGAGGAAACUGGUUCGCUACAGAAAUGCCAGCAGCAGUUUCCAGAAGCUGGUGUUGGUGGAGAACACCAGACUGAGCGAGCAGUACUUCUCCGCUGUGCAGAAGUUUGUGGUGUUUGACCUCGGCCUGACUCUGCUGCCGGUCAGCGGGCUGACCGAGGCCUCACAGCUCAUCACUCAAAUCGUCCACAGGGACAGCAGAGACAACCCCUUCAGGAGGACAAGUUCCUCUCGUCUGUUGGACCCAGCGGUUCUGGCUCUGGUCCAGCAGGUCCCCGGGGUGGGCAGGGUCAAAGCCCUGGCCCUGCUGCAGCACUUCUCCAGCAUCCAGCAGCUCUGCAACGCCGCCCCCGCCGAGCUGGAGUCCAUCGUGGGUCAGGCAGCGGCUCAGCAGAUCCACAGCUUCUUCCACAGACCCACUGCUGCUGGAACAUGACGGCGGUCGGCAGGCCUCGGCUCUGGGUCUUUGCUUUACCAGGAAGGUUUGGAUUUAAUGGUUCUAGUUUCCUUUUUCCGUUUGCUACUGAAACUUUCUCCCUGGUCGCCAUUUUCCGUAGCAAAGGAUGUGAGGAGCUUGUUUGGCGUCACGCUGUUUUCAUUGGUUGGAGGACCAGCACACAGAAGCUUUUGCAAAGACACUUCAGCUCCCAUGGAC